AUGAAUCAUAAAGAAGUCAUUGAGGAUCAAGUUUAUAAGAAUAAACGUACUUUGAAAGCUGUGAUGAUGAAAUAUGGCAUUGAUAAUAGAUUUCAGUGGAAGACAAAAAGAUCAAGUAUAGUAAGUUAUACACUUGUUUGUGUAUCUGAAAAUUGUGGAUGGAUAAUGAAGGCUUCCAACAUCAAUAAAUCGGGAAUGUUUAGAAUUAGAAAGUUUGUAGAUGAGCAUACAUGCUCAUUAAAAGAUAAGGUGUAUAGUCAGAGACAAGCAACAAGCAGUCUUGUUGGAGGUCUAAUAAAGCCCAAGCUAGUUGAUCAUAAAAGAAAGUUGACACCGAAAGACAUACAAGUUGAUGUUAGACUCGAACUUGGUGUAGACGUAUCUUACUUUGUGGCAUGGAAUUCUAGGGAAAAGGCAAUAAAUACAUUAAGGGGGACACCAUCUGAUUCAUAUAGUAAAUUACCCAAUUAUUUAUACAUAUUGGACACCACUUAUCCUGGAUCGCAUAUAAGAUUGAAGAAGACGGAAGAAAAUGAAUUUCUAUAUGUCUUUAUAGCUUUGUUUCCUUUCAUAAAAGGUUUUGAAAGUUGUAAGCCAAUAGUUGUAGUAGACGGUAGCCAUCUCAGGGGGACUUAUAAUGGCACAUUUGUGUCUGCAAGCACAUUGGAUGGAACAGUUAACUAUUAG
Messenger RNA from Solanum pennellii, 687 nucleotides. RefSeq lists its product as uncharacterized. Bases 1 to 687 code for a protein of 228 amino acids. The transcript has 2 exons. NCBI's taxonomy places the organism in Eukaryota, Viridiplantae, Streptophyta, Magnoliopsida, Solanales, Solanaceae. The record is from RefSeq and is a predicted model, not a curated record.